AUGGGUCGCAAACCCCAUCCCCUCGUUCUGGAAUUCUUUACGCGCGGACCCAAGCUGGAGGACGCCAGUAACAGAUACCAGUACAACUGCAAAGCCUGCGGUGAAAAGUUCCCCAAGGGCCGCAUCGACAGCCUCAUCAAUCAUCUGGUGAAGAAAUGCCAGGCGAUUUCGAUGCCCGUCCGCCAAUCUGUUGUUAUGCGAGUCCACGAUCUCCCCGCGCUCGACGACAGUGACCCAAACAAAGCAGCCGUGCUCGCAAGACUCCAGAAAGGUGCAAAGUCUGAAUUACCGUAUUCGACGCGACCGGCUUUCGACGGCCUCAAUGUGUUGGCUGAGGCGUCGAGGCAAGUCGGCGCAUCCGACCAAACCAAGCGCGGCCCCAAAUUCACCCAAUCAAUGACUGUGGGCGGCAAAACCGUGAUGAUUGACCCGGCUCUGGAAGCUGAAGCCUUUCAGGCCCAAGGCGAGGUAACUGAUGAGGCCAUGCUCGCUGGAGUUGCCGCAGCUGCCUCCAUGACUCCCACCCCUUCAGCACCCGGUGAUCAAGCUCUGUCCGACUCGCCAUCCAUGGCCCAAACCCAAAAUGACUCUCUAUCUGUGGAGCCGACUACCACGGGGGCUCAGUCUUCAUCUCAAUUGUCUUUAAUUGCAGCCUCUGCGAGUGAAAUGGCUUCACAGAGCCUGGCAAUGGAUGCCGAAACAGGGUCACUGGCAGAUGGUCUCCCACGACUCGGUCAGCCAUGGCCUGAUCAUCAAUUGUCGAGUACAGAUCAGUACCUUCUCGAAAGUCUCCAGGCGUCAGAUCCCUCCCUGACAGCCACCCAACGUGCUGUCACGUACCCCCGCCCUAUCGCAAUGAACCCAAAUACUUCGUCAUCCAAAGGACCAUUUAUCAACGACUUCGGUUCUCCUUCCAAACCUUCACGGCCAAAGGUUCGCGGAAGGUUCAGUGCAGACCGUAGAAAGGAAGUACAGGAGGUGCGUAAGAGAGGUGCCUGCAUUCGCUGCCGAAUGCUCAAGAAACCAUGCUCUGGAGAAAGUCCUUGCAACACAUGCGCGUCUGUCGAAAGCGCCCGUCUUUGGAAGCAGCCGUGCAUUCGCACCCGUCUUGUUGAAGAAUUCGAACUUUAUGGGGCUGGCCUUCAUACGACUCUCGCUUAUCACGAUGUCAACUCUACGAAAGCUCAAGGCAACUUUGAAAACUAUGUUGGACGCAUCGAGGCUGCCCACAUGGAUGACAGUCCUUUGUUUGUGACUUUCGCUGGUAGCAUCGGCCAUAAAGCUGGUCUGUCCGCUAUCGAUCCUCAACUACGAGCCCUAGUCGAUGAUGGCCAGUUUUCGGGAUCAGCCCAGGAAAUGUACAUGUUGGAUAAUGAUAGUGAUGAUCUCCCGGGGAAAUUGGAGGUUUACAUCAAAAAGAUGGCCCCUUCUUUCAUUGAAGCAGAACCUUCGGGCUUUAUGAAACAGACUCUAGUUCUGGCUUCGCAGUUAGCUCAAGAUAAAAAGGAUUUGCUCCUCGACCGCGCUUUAGAGUUGUGGUAUGCAACCCACGUCCUUGUCGAUUCUGAGUUGCAGUGGAAGCUCUAUUACAAUUCUACAUUGCCUCCCACGGCCACCAACACUUUGGCUCCGUCAUCUGAUGAGGGGCGUGUGCUAAUUGAUCGUAAUGCCAACGUCGAUUCUUACAACCUUCUAUGCAGUCAGCUUCGCGGUGCCGUUGAGAAGCGUGCGGGGCAAUUGAGUAAAGUUGUUAUGAACGACCUCGAACGCCGGCUGCUUCAGCGACAGCACACUGGCUGGUUCGAAACAUUUUUGGUUGCCGUCAUUCUCCUCAAUUGCGUGGAGCGAGCCUGUUGGCUAUUCACUACGUGGGAAGACGAAAGCUUUGCGGGACGUUGGCCUCUUGAUAAACGACCCCAGUACUAUGCCAGCCAAGGGGAUAGGUUUUCAGAUAUCCUCCACAUGCUCUUGCGGAUGCGUAGUCUGCCUCCAAAGACCGUUGUCGAUACAGAGACCGGUCUUCUCAAAGCAGUGGAAAAUAGUGAUAACAGCGCUAUCCUGUGGUUCGAUACAAUUCAGCUAUCACUCGGGUUCCUAGAACAACGUCAACUUGCUCAAUUUGAUGCCCAAAAUUCUCGCUGCUUUGAAUUGAAGUAUGCGUCAAAAAUUCUCAAACCUGCUCCCAUCUAG
Messenger RNA from Talaromyces proteolyticus, 2190 nucleotides. RefSeq lists its product as uncharacterized. Lineage: Eukaryota; Fungi; Ascomycota; Eurotiomycetes; Eurotiales; Trichocomaceae. Gene Ontology annotation, biological process: regulation of DNA-templated transcription. The transcript has 7 exons. The coding region runs from base 1 to 2190 and encodes 729 amino acids. The record is from RefSeq and is a predicted model, not a curated record. Gene Ontology annotation, molecular function: zinc ion binding; DNA-binding transcription factor activity, RNA polymerase II-specific.